GUAUCUUCCAUUGUACACAUUAGGACAAAAAGGACCUGGUAAAUGUUGGAUUCAUCGGAGAACCGAGAACCAUCCCCAUCGUGGUUCGUUAUCACCGCCUGUAAAAAUACUCAAAAUGACAACACCACUCGCCCUCAAUGGCUACAGAAACUAAUUGAUUUCAGAUCCCAGUCUCCCGGCCGCUCCCAACCACCGAUACAACCCAAGGUUCACCGCCGACGAAUCGAUGAGUCCCUGCCGUUUCUCCAUUUCUCUCGUCUGGUUUCUCUGCCUUCAUUCCGCUCUCGCCUUUACUCUCACGAGCAAUACCACCCACAUCCUUCAGGACGUAGUGGAGGACAUAGCCAAGAAGCUGAGCUGGGAUUGGGAGGGAAUUCAGGUUUCCGAAUUAGUAACUAGCAAAUUUCGAUUGGGUACAUCGCGAAGGUACGAGUUCCGGAUCCGAUUGGGGAAAAGUUACUUGCUUUUCAAGUUCCCUGACGACGAAGUGGAUUCUUGGAGUGCUAGUAAGUUCGAUAGACGAACAGCGGGUGGUGGUGAUGACGGUUUGAGGGGUUUGGUUAAGGAAUUUGGCUCAGUUCCCCUGCUGCGCACUUUGAAGCUCGAGGGUCCCUUUGUUUUGUCAGUCGCCGCCGGCGCCGGGCAUCUCUCCCUAUCAUUGCCGAUGAACACUUCAUACAGCGAUCUCAAACAUGUAGUUGUUGGCAAGGGAAUGACUGUAGAAGUCACAGGAGCACAAGAGGUCUCUCUUUUCCAUGGACUUGAUUUCGUUUUUGGUGGAAAUGAGAGCUUCAUUAAAAGAAGCAAGGAAAGGAAUAGCUUUCGCGACUUCUUCUAUUCCUUAUGCACACCAUUGGUCCCCAUACGCGUUCUUGGGUCUGCAUCACUGAGAGCCUACAAGACCAGGAACUCUGAAGACAUCAUCAACACAGUUUUCAUGUCCAGGAGCAUGAUUGAGUUACUACCAGAUAAGUGCUACAGUAGGAAUGCUCACACGAGAACGAAAAAGGCACACCCCUUUCAGCCUCUAGCCUCGAGAAUAGCAAAGCUGGAAAACAUAUUCAGCAUGUAUCUCGGCGAUAGAGUGCAGAAGGACGGGCUGUGGGGAUUCAUGAGAGCAACUGUUAAAGCAUCAUCCAUUAUCCGGUUUCAGUUGGAGCUGGAAAAGACUCCUGAAAAGAACAAGACUCGUCAAGUAGAGUGGAGGACUAGACCUUUGGUUGAACGACUUUGGUUCGAGGUAACUGCGAGGAUCGAAGACGAGAAGCUGAAGCCGAUUAUGGUGAAGAAGGUUAGACCUUUCGUUUCUGUGGACACUGCUUCAUGGAGCAAUUUAAUGUCGAAUCUUUCAUUCACGAAGUUCCCUUCUAUUCUUGUCCCUCCCGAGGCUUUGACGCUGGAUGUGAAAUGGUAGUAUGCAUUACUUGUAAAAUAGGUUAACUGAGCACCCCUCAUAUAUCAUAUAUAGUUGUCAUACAUAUGGUCUAUGAAAGCAAUGCUGUCAAAUGUGCCAUGUCACUUGUAUGCGUUAGCUUCUGUAACUACACAUUUCACCUGUUGCAUCUGUAGAUAGAUAGGCGUCAUUUUGGAUUGUGGUGGAUUGUCGAAAUGGGUAGAUUCUGAAGAAUACAUAGGUACAUAGAUG
Linum trigynum is the source of this 1645-nucleotide messenger RNA. The record is from the annotation of a GenBank genome assembly. Lineage: Eukaryota; Viridiplantae; Streptophyta; Magnoliopsida; Malpighiales; Linaceae.